Molecule: messenger RNA, 765 nt
Organism: Penicillium olsonii
Lineage: Eukaryota; Fungi; Ascomycota; Eurotiomycetes; Eurotiales; Aspergillaceae
Source: the annotation of a GenBank genome assembly
AUGGAUAUUUUUUGGGCAGCUCCCCCGGUCUCCAGGACCCUGACAGCCCUUACGCUCGUUCAGUCUGCCUUAAUGCAUGGCAAAUUACUGUCGGCGGGCUAUGCCGUCUUCGCUCCGAGCUUGAUCUUUGCUUGGCCGCCGCAGAUCUAUCGACUGUUCACGCCGUUUUUACUAACUGGACCAAAGCUGGAAUUCGCCUUUGAUGUCUACUUCAUAUACAAAUACGGCAGUGCCAUGGAGAACAGCAUGGCUCCCGGCGAAUUCUUCAUCUAUCUGUUGUUUGUAGCUGUCAACCUGAUGAUCACCGCAGGCUGGUAUUUUGGGGCGGUCAUCUUCACCCAACCCAUGAUCAUGGCCUUCAUUUACAGCUACUCGCAACUGAACCGUGGACAAAGAACUCAUUUUAUGUUCGUUGACAUUCCUGUCGUUGCCCUGCCUUACGCAAUGCUCCUGAUCACCAUGGUCGUCCGCGGUUGGGAAGUCGCUUUGGUCGAAGCCAUGGGCAUCCCGACCGCUCAUCUAUACAACUUCCUCACGCACAUCUACCCCGUCUACGGCGGCGGUAGAAACUUCAUCACCGUCCCUGCCUUCGUGGAGAGGUAUUUCAAACGCGAGGAUGACAGAAACCGAUCGUAUGGAUGGGCUUCACAGGGGUCUAGGCCAUCUGAGGGUCCAUCAUCGGGCUCGACAUCUGGUUCAUCCUGGGGUUGGGCUUCUUCCAACUCUUGGAAGGGCAGAGGCGCUGGUCGAAGACUUGGCGGCUAA